Molecule: messenger RNA, 2211 nt
Organism: Penicillium verhagenii
Lineage: Eukaryota; Fungi; Ascomycota; Eurotiomycetes; Eurotiales; Aspergillaceae
Product: PalH/RIM21 family protein
Exons: 2
Coding region: 1-2211 (736 amino acids)
Biological process (GO): cellular response to pH
Cellular component (GO): plasma membrane
Source: RefSeq, a predicted model, not a curated record
AUGUACACCGUUUGUGUUGCCCAGCAAUGCGCCGUAUUAACCACCGGCGCUUCUUCGCUCACAGGCAUUAUCCACGUGAACAAAUCCUACGAGUUGACACUCACGGCAAAUGCCGUCUUCGAACCGAUCUGUACCGAUGGCUAUACCGACUAUACUCAUGUAGCCGCCGUUCUUGACACCCGCGAUCCAUUUUACUCCUCCGUGACGCCUCAGCUCUACGCCAUCGGUUGCUGUACGGUCGUCAGCUAUGUUCUCGUCAUAAUUUUACUUAUCACCCCGCGCACUUUCUUCGUCGGCGGCCCUGGUGGCGGUGGAGAGAAUUUCCUCGGUCGACAUAGCAUGAUCAGUCGGUCAUAUAGUAGGAACUCGUCGAUCGUCGGCAUUGGUGGUCGGCCAUGGCUGCAAAAAGUGGCGGCGUUUCUCGUUGCCAUUUCCUUGACAAUCGCCACGGUUGACUCAUUCAGAGUUGCCGAAAUUCAGUACGAAUACGGAUACUCUGAUGCCGAAGCACUCUCCGAGGAGGUCAUUGAUGGGAUGGAGAUUCGCAUUGUGCGUGUCAUUUCGCAAACGUUUCUCUGGCUGGCGCAAGUCCAGACGUUAAUUCGGCUAUUUCCGCGACAUAAAGAGAAAGUGAUGAUUAAAUGGGCUGGGUUUGCCUUAAUUGUCCUGGACACGAUUUUCAGUAUCUUGGAGAGCUUCUUCUUCAAGAAUAGUUCAACACAUCCAAGAUUAUACGACGAUGCCAUUCCGGCACUCAGCUAUCUAUUUGAGUUGGCUCUCAAUCUUCUAUACGCCGCGUGGGUCAUUUUCUACUCUAUCUCGAAGCACCGCUAUGCAUUUUUCCAUCCAAAGAUGCGCAACAUUUGCUUUGUGGCUCUUUUGUCACUUUGUGCAGUCUUAAUCCCGGUGGUAUUCUUCGUCAUGGACAUUGCAAAACCGGAGAUUGCAGGCUGGGGUACCUACAUUAGAUGGGUCGGAUCGGCAGCGGCCAGUGUGGUAGUAUGGGAGUGGGUGGAACGUAUAGAGGCGCUUGAGCGAGAUGAGACGAAAGACGGGAUUCUUGGUCGCGAAGUCUUUGAUGGCGAUGAGAUGCUCGAGGUGACUCCGUCCGAAGAAGUCGAUUGGCCCCGAUAUUCACCCCAUGGCCAGAAUAAAGGAGGAGGAAACGGCGCUUCUUCUGGCUGGGGUGGAGUCAUGAACUUAGCCCAUCGACCACUACGAACUCGUGUGGGCACCAAUCGUGGAAAUCGUGCCCGUGGAUCUGGCAGUGCGCCACCCCCGAAGGGAGUCACUCCGUCAAGGCGUCAAAACAACCAUCGCCCUACCCCACCCCCGGCGGUCAUUACUCCAGUCAGUCGAGCUGACACCAGCAGUGCUCCCAGCACAGUCUAUAAUGUUCGAUAUCACCCAGUCGCCAGCCCUACACCACCCGUCGCAAUGCCAAACAUGGAAGAAGAGGAGGCAGAAAUAGAAGAAGAAAAAGAAAUAGAGAUCGAGAGAUAUAUUGGGUCAGGCGACGUGGAAGAGGAGGCCCCUGCCCACGAUGGCAGAGAGCAAUCACCACAGAUGGUUCAUGCCGAUCCGCGAUGGCGCAAUCUCAUUAAUCACUUUAAGCGAAGACGCGGUUCUCUUCCGAGGGAAGUUGCUUUUGCGCAAGCUGGAGAUGAAUCGGCUGACGAAGACGACGGCCAUUUCGAUGACGAAGACCCUGAGCAACAUACCACACAAACGAGAUCCAACAAUAACUUCUUCUCGCUACAUCGGCCCCGACUUUCCGGUGCUGGGCCACAGUCUACUGAUGCCCCGUUGGCCGUCACAGUAAUCCCCGCCCGUCGCCGUGGACAGCAGACUUGGUCCCCUCAACCUCGAAACAGUUUGCUGGAAGCAACAGAAACUACAUCUAUUAAUCAACAUGAGCAACCCCGACCUGGGCAAUCCAAUCUACCCGUCCGAGUCAUCCCUUCUCAGCCCCAUGCAUCUGCGCCAUGGGGUGACGCAGACCUGGAACAUGGAGAUGGGAAUUACGUUCUCCGUUAUGACCCUGAAGCAGCUGCUUUAGUCCAUGAGCGUGUGAGCCAUUCACAAGGAGAGCCUGCUGUGGCUGGUAACCGUGCUAGUUGGACAGCGACAACCGUCUCAGAGGCUGAUUCAGAUCAAGUUGACGAGCCCCAAGCUCCCCAGCAUCACGAUCAUGACCACACAUCCUCUUGA